Molecule: messenger RNA, 942 nt
Organism: Olea europaea var. sylvestris
Lineage: Eukaryota; Viridiplantae; Streptophyta; Magnoliopsida; Lamiales; Oleaceae
Exons: 4
Coding region: 1-942 (313 amino acids)
Source: RefSeq, a predicted model, not a curated record
AUGGAACAGUUUGCACAGCUAUACAUCAAAGAGAUAGUCAGACUGCAUGGAGUUCCAGUCACUAUUGUUUCAGAUAGAGAUCCGAGGUAUGGCCCCUAUGAAGCUCUUUACGGUAGGAAGUGCAGAUCCCCUAUCCAUUGGGAUGAGGUCGGAGAGAAUAGAAUUUUGGGUCCUAAAAUCAUUGAACGAACAGUUGAGGCAGCUGACAAGAUUAGAGCUAGAAUAAAGACAGCACAAGAUCGACAAAAAAGUUAUGCGGAUAGUAGGAGAAAGGAUUUGGAAUUUAGUGUGGGUGACAAAGUUUUCCUUAAAGUAGCACCCAUGAAGGGUGUAUUGAGAUUUGGCAAGAAGGGAAAAUUGAGACGGCGAUUUAUUGGACCUUUCGAGAUCCUUGAAAGAAUUGGUGUUGUGGCUUACCAACUUGCCUUACCACCUAAACUUGCAGCAGUGCAUAACGUAUUUCAUAUAUCGAUGCUUAGAAAAUAUGUUCAUGAUCCCAAUCAUGUAAUAAGUUAUCAAACAGUGGACGUACAAAGAGACUUAUCAUAUGAAGAAACCCCGAUGAUGAUUUUGGAUAGAAAGCUACAUCAACUCAGAAACAAAGAGGUUUCCUUGGUUAAGGUCCAGUGGCAAAAUCAUGGACUUGAUGAGUCAGCUUGGGAGAAAGAAGAGUUAGAUCGGGUCUUGUUGGAGCGUGGUGGUUCGAUGCGUGGUUGUGCCUCAUUUGCUGGACGAGGAUUUAUAAUUUUAACAAACUUGUUGAACAGAGGUUGGCAAAGAGCUAGGGAUGGGGAUUGUGAGCUGUAUGGAAUUUUCUUAUCCAGCCAGUAUUGCCACAAUCUUCGGCCUGAUGUUAGUCUCGAUGCUUUCCAGCUUCUGAAUCAGCUUUUCUUCAUUAUAGUUCGAUGCCGGUUUUCAAAACGAAUAAGCCAGCAUGAUUAA